AUGAGUCUGGAAUUGUCAGACUGCACCCCAAAAUGCCGCUCAAUGCAGCAUGCAAAUGAGGUGGUAGCGGCAAUAACAAGUGGCUCAGAACGGCAGCUACGAGCGUUUUUAACAUCACACUGCCACAAUGCUGCAAUAUUGCGGGAUGAAUUUGGUCGCACAGCAUUGCACUUGGCUGCCUCCCUGGGAAAGAAGGCUUUACUGGAGUGGCUGCUGGAAAGUAAGAACGCUGACUUGUCGGUGAAGGAUAAAGAAUCAGGCUGGACCGCUCUGCACCGUAGCGUCUUCUAUGGACAGAUCCAUUGUCUCAUUUCGCUGGUCAAGCAUGGUGGAGUCAUAUCUACUCAGGAUAAGGAGGGUCUCUCUACAGUGGACUUGAUAAUGAAGGACCGACCGCAUCAUGUGGUGUUUAAAACCUCUGACCCGACUGAGGUGUAUACAUGGGGAAACAAUAGCAAUUUCAGCCUUGGCCAUGGUAAUCAAGACAGCCGACAGCACCCUGAGCUCGUCGAUGUCUUUGCCAAGACUGGCGUUUAUGUUAAGCAGGUGGUGCUCUGCAAGUUCCAUUCAGUGUUUCUCUCAAAGAAAGGUCAAGUGUUUACAUGUGGACACGGGCAAGGUGGACGACUAGGCCAUGGAGAUGAACAGACUUACCUGGUUCCCCGACUGGUGGAGGGUCUGAUGUCCCACCACUGUUCUCAGGUGGCAGCAGCAAAAGAUCACACAGUGGUGCUGACAGAAGAAGGUUAUGUUUACACUUUUGGGCUUAACACCUUCCACCAACUAGGUUUGACGCCUCCGCCAGCUUCAGCACAUGUUCCUAAACAGGUGUUUUCCAAGACACUAAGAGGGAGGGCAGUAAUUGGAGUUGCUGCAGGCAGGUUCCAUACAGUGCUGUGGACUAAGGAUGCAGUUUAUACAAUGGGACUCAAUGGAGGGCAGCUUGGGUACCUGUUGGACCCUAAUGGGGAAAGGUGUGUGACAGCUCCACGGCAAAUUUCUGCUCUGCACCAAAAGGACGUCACCAUAGCAAUGGCUGCUGCAAGUGGUGGCGCGACUGUGAUUGUGAGCGAGAAAGGAGAUGUCUACUUGUUGGCUGAUUACCAGUGUAAAAAAAUUGCUUCAAGGCAGCUCAACAUCAAGAAAGUCCUUGUCACUGGUGGCAAUCUCGACCAUCGUGUGAAUCCCCAGAUUUUAAAUGAGUGUGGGGGAGAAAAGGUGUCCAUCUUGUUAUUGGAUGAAGCUGGUCGGGUGUUCUGUUGGCGCUCCUCAGGUAGCUCGGUGAGACAGUGUCGGUGGGCGUACGGGCGCCAGGUUUUCAUGUCAGACAUUGCUCUCAGCAAAAAUGCCAUGAUGUUUGUGACUAAGGAGGGGGAGGGCUUCAGUGGCAUGUGGGCUGGAGAAUAUAAAAAGUACACCGACAAAAAAGAGAUCAAUGUGGAAGUUUGUGGACAUUCAGAUGUUGGGACAAUAUUUGAGCGAAUUCGUUUGGAAAAGCUCCCCCACAUUCACAGAGCUGUCAGCAUCACCAUGGACUCCAAUGGUCGGAAUUUUGGAUUGCUCCAGGUUGAUCCCAAAACAAGUUUAUAUGAGAUUCCCAGCAUUUCGCCAUCGUCUUUUGCGACACACUUCCAAAGACUUCUGGGGGAAGCAGAUGAAAUGGACAGUAUCCAUGAUGUAACACUUCAAGCCGGCAAUCGCACCUUCGCAGCUCACAAAUAUAUCCUGUCCAUGAGGUCUGAGUUCUUCCGUAAACAGUUUAUGGCUGAGCGUUGUGGGAUCGAUGAAGAACUUGAUAAAGAAGUGAGGAAGAGUGAAGAUGCAGUGGGCUGCGACUUGCUUAUUUUGGAGACGAUUCCACCCGACAUGCUAGAGUAUGCCCUGCAAUUCAUCUACACAGAUAAUUGUGAGCUACUGGUCCACGGGACCCGACCUAAACAGCAUAGCUCCUGGAUUGAUCAAAGCCAGAAAACAGAGGGGAAAAGUCUUAUCAGCAGUCUGCGAGGCUUGAACCUGAGAGGUAGGACAGCACUGGAAGUAUAUCGCUCCCUUCCCUUUGCAGCUGAAGGAGAUUGUAACAAGAUCACAAACAAGGUCUCCAAACCCGGCAAGAAGGGAAAAGGCAAAGGUGCCAAUGAUGUCGGGUACAACCCAGUCAAAACUCUACAAGGAGUAGCAAAGAAGCUUGGCCUCAGCAGCUUGUCUACACGACUGGAUGGUGUUAAAUAUGAGGGUGGAAAGAUCAACGUUAUACACAAGAAAGCUGGCAACCAACUCAAAUUCAACCAAAAGAAAUGUUCUUACCUAUGUGAUGUUACUCUGAAAUCAGUAGAUGGGAAAGAGUUUCCUUGCCAUAAAAGUGUCCUGUGUGCGAGACAAGAAUACUUCCACAGUAUGCUUGGCAAUCCGUGGAUCGAGGCUACAUCGUGUUCUGCACUUAAGAUGCCUACCACCUCAGAUAUUCUACAGGCCAUUCUUGAGUAUAUAUACACGGAUGAUUCCCCCACCAUUAGAGAGUCUCUGAAUGUGGUAUUUGUCUGCAACGUGCUUGUUGUAGCUGAUCAGCUGCUGAUCCCACGGUUAAAGGAAAUGUGUGAGGUUGUCAUCACAGAAAAUUUAACUCUGAAAAAUGCAGCAGAGCUGUUGGAGUUUUCCGCCAUAUACAACGCUGAGCAACUUAAACUUUCCUGCCUCCAGUUCAUCGUGCUGAACAUGGCUGCACUACUUGAGUCAAAAGCUCUAGAUGGCCUUAGUGAUGAAGUGCUACUGGACCUUUCUGCAGCUUACAAGAAGAUGAUCCCAUCAAUGCAAAGGAGGGUUGUCACUCCAUAUCCUGACGCCCCAGAUCUUAGUCUGUUUGAUGAUGAGGACUUUGCCUUCAGUCCCAAACUGGAAUCAGAACUAGGGCAAUCCAGCAGGGAAGUACUGUUACGGAAAGCCAAGAUGAAGGCGAAAAAGAAACCAAGACGACGCUCUGACAGCUCAGGAGGCUACACAUUGUCGGAUAUUAUUCAAAGCCCCCCGGCUGCAGCAGUUUCUCCUUGCCUGAUAAAGACAGGAAAAGGUACCUCCACAGAGUCACUACAGGAACUGCUCACAUCAGACUCGGAGGGUAGCUGCAUGGAGCAGGGCAGCCCUAGAGACAUGCAGUCACCAAUCUUUCAUGACAAGGCUGUGGAGGAGAAGGUCAUUUAUCAGAAGAUAAUAACCCCACCCAAUAGCUCAAGGAAUGGCCUCCCAGCUCCCCCCACAUCUGGUCCAAAAGAUAUCCCGAAGAGCCUCAACAGACCUUCCCAUCCACCUCCUGUCUUGGAUUUUAGAGCUAUCAUGGACAUGGAAGCCAAUUCUAUGCAGACCCUCAGAGCUGCUCCAAAAAGCCCAACAAGUGUUCUCUCCCUCUGCAAACAUUCUCCUGUUCCGACUAAAUUAUCCCAGAAGCAAAGGAAGAAGUUGUCUUUGGCCAGUAAGGAGAACAGUGUGGAGUCCACGCCAUCCAAACCCACCCCCACAGACACGCCAUCCAAGAACAGCAGUGGGAAGACCUGGGCAACAGCCUUACAGUCUCCACCCUCCUCAUUCUCUUUUCGGGAACUGAUGAAGGAGGAGGAGAACUUACUCAUCAGAGCGGGUCAGACUGGAACUCAGAAGAGCCACAUAGCUCAAGCAUCCCCUGUCAGUGUUAAACCUGUUAGCAGGAAAGUGACAUUCAAGUGUGCUGAGGGCAGUGAGCUGGAGAAACCUGGGCCUUGGAUGAUGGCAGCAGCGGGAAGCCCUCCCCUCCCCCCUUUGGUGACCUUUGCUUCCAUCGUGGAAGAGGAGCGACAGCAGGAAGCAGCGCUAAUCCGCAGCCGAGAGAAACCGCUGGCGCUCAUUCAGAUUGAAGAACGGGCUAUUCAAGACCUUCUAUUCCAUUACAAGGCACACGACAACCCUGAUGAGCUGAUUUUGGUGGAGAGGGCCUCUUCAGGUCCCAUGGCAGCUCCAAUAUGGAACAAACACUGA
Nerophis lumbriciformis (worm pipefish) is the source of this 4002-nucleotide messenger RNA. The record is from RefSeq and is a predicted model, not a curated record. NCBI's taxonomy places the organism in Eukaryota, Metazoa, Chordata, Actinopteri, Syngnathiformes, Syngnathidae.